Nicotiana attenuata is the source of this 1528-nucleotide messenger RNA. Its product is annotated as lecithin-cholesterol acyltransferase-like 1. The record is from RefSeq and is a predicted model, not a curated record. Gene Ontology annotation, biological process: lipid metabolic process. Lineage: Eukaryota; Viridiplantae; Streptophyta; Magnoliopsida; Solanales; Solanaceae. The transcript is spliced from 2 exons. The coding region runs from base 193 to 1491 and encodes 432 amino acids.
UGUAAACAGGGACGCCCAACGUAAUCAGCACUGAUGGAGGCCCAAAGUGAAGUCCCAAAAAGCCCAUUAUGCAACUAAACACGUCAACACAUUAUCCACCACAAAGACAAUGAACAAGUGAUCUCCAUAUCAUAAUCCAAUCAUAAUGGGCACAUACAACUUCCUCUCUGUUCCUUCUCAACUUUGUUAGUCAUGAAAGUCCUAGACAUAUCCAUGAUCAUAGUUUCAACGGCUAUGAUGUUGUACACUUGUCAAUCAACUGCAAACCUCCACCCUCUGAUCUUAGUACCAGGAGCUGGUGGGAACCAGUUUGAAGCAAGAUUGACCAAAGAGUACAAGCCUACAAGCUUGGUGUGCAACAGAUGGUAUCCAUUAAAGAAAGAUUUUGAAGGUUGGUUUAGGAUAUGGUUUGAUCCAAGUGUACUUUUGGCACCCUUUACCAAGUGUUUUAAUCAGAGGAUGAAGCUUUACUAUGACACUGACUUAGAUGAUUAUUAUAAUGCCCCUGGUGUGCAGACUAGAGUUACACACUUUGGUUCUACUACGUCACUUCUUUAUCUUGAUCCUAAUCUCAAGAAAAUUACAGAAUAUAUGGCGCCCCUCGUGAACGCUUUGCAACAAUUAGGCUAUAGAGAUGGCACAAAUCUCUUUGGAGCACCGUAUGAUUUUCGUUAUGGUUUAGCUGCUGAAGGUCAUCCUAGUCAUGUUGGUACCAAAUUCCUCAUGGAUCUAAAAGAACUAAUAGAAACUGCAAGCAAUUCAAAUGCAGGAAGACCUGUAAUUCUUCUUUCACACAGCUUAGGAGGGUUAUUUAUCCUCCAACUACUCAACCGAAAUCCGGAAUCCUGGUGCCAAAAAUACAUCAAACAUUUCAUAGCAUUGUCCGCACCCUGGGGAGGCACAGUUGAGCAGAUGGUCACUUUUGCUUCAGGGAAUACACUUGGAGUGCCUUUAGUCAAUCCAUUGCUAGUAAGGGAAGAACAAAGGAGUUCUGAAAGUAACAUGUGGCUUUUGCCUUCUCCAAAAGUAUUUGGGACUACAAGACCACUUGUCAUUACUCCGAAUGCUGCAUACUCAGCUCAUGAUAUCCCGAAAUUCUUCAAGGAUAUCGGCUUCUCUCAGGGAGUUUUGCCUUACACAUCGCGUAUUCUGCCCCUGCUCGACAACUUAACUGCGCCUCAAGUGCCCGUCACAUGCAUAAUUGGCAGUGGGGUUAAGACUCCGGAGACGUUGUUCUAUGGAGAUGGCGAGUUCGAUAAGCGGCCUGAGAUUGUGUAUGGGGAUGGAGAUGGCACGGUGAAUAUGUUAAGCUUGUUGGCUAUUGAAUCAAAUUGGGCUAACAAUAGUCACCAACCCCUUAAAAUGACUAAGUUACAAGGGGUUUCUCAUACAGAUAUACUAAAAGAUGAUAUUGCACUUGAGAAAAUAGUUGAAGAGAUCUCUUGUAUUAAUUCUGAGAAUACUGGCAUUUCACUAGUUUCAAAAGCUUGAUCAUGAUAAGUAAUGUCUCUUAUUUGUUCUUCCCUUU